CAGCGGUAGUGGCGGUGGCAGCAGUUCAGUAGUUCCUAUCGAUGCCCUCAGCGAGUCGCAUUUAACAUUUGUCAUCGUCAAAUGUUUUAUUAUCGGUUUCAUCAUACUCGCUGCCAUACUUGGCAACAUGCUGGUUAUUGUAUCCGUCAUGCGACACAGGAAAUUGCGGAUUAUCACCAAUUAUUUUGUGGUCUCACUGGCGGUGGCGGAUAUGCUGGUGGCUUUGUGUGCCAUGACCUUUAAUGCUUCCGUUGAAAUAUCCGGUAAAUGGAUGUUCGGCUCAAUCAUGUGUGAUAUGUGGAACAGUUUCGAUGUCUACUUUUCGACGGCGAGUAUAAUGCACCUGUGCUGCAUAUCGGUGGAUAGAUACUAUGCCAUUGUCCAGCCAUUGGAUUAUCCUUUAAUUAUGACACACCGGCGAGUGUUCAUCAUGCUGGUGAUUGUGUGGCUGGCGCCGGCUUUACUCUCAUUUCUGCCCAUUUGUUCCGGUUGGUAUACGACCAGUGAAAAUUGGCGUUACUUAAAGUCAAAUCCUCAUAUUUGUGAAUUUAAAGUCAAUAAAGCGUAUGCCAUUGUCAGUUCAUCGGUAAGCUUUUGGAUACCUGGCAUUGUCAUGCUUUCAAUGUAUUAUCGCAUUUAUCAGGAAGCAGAUAGGCAAGAGCGACUGGUUUACAGGUCGAAAGUUGCUGCUCUGCUGCUGGAGAAACAUUUACAGAUAAGUCAAAUACCCAAACCCCGUCCUAGCAUACAGGUGGAACCCUCAACCAUAUCGACGAUGCGAAGAGAACGCAAAGCAGCACGCACACUGGGCAUUAUUAUGAGCGCCUUUCUGCUGUGUUGGCUGCCCUUCUUUCUAUGGUACAUCACCUCAACACUGUGUGACAGUUGUACCACACCUCGCAUCGUUGUGGGCAUUCUCUUUUGGAUUGGUUAUUUCAAUUCGGCCCUGAAUCCCAUUAUCUAUGCCUACUUCAAUCGAGAUUUUCGCGGAGCAUUUAAGAAAACAUUGAAGGUAAGUUGUCCGCAUGUUUCCGAAUCUUAG
Molecule: messenger RNA, 1042 nt
Organism: Musca vetustissima
Lineage: Eukaryota; Metazoa; Arthropoda; Insecta; Diptera; Muscidae
Product: octopamine receptor beta-1R
Exons: 6
Coding region: 128-1042 (304 amino acids)
Biological process (GO): adenylate cyclase-activating adrenergic receptor signaling pathway
Cellular component (GO): membrane
Molecular function (GO): octopamine receptor activity; adrenergic receptor activity
Source: RefSeq, a predicted model, not a curated record